Messenger RNA from Chinchilla lanigera (long-tailed chinchilla), 553 nucleotides. Its product is annotated as C-C motif chemokine 8-like. Lineage: Eukaryota; Metazoa; Chordata; Mammalia; Rodentia; Chinchillidae. Gene Ontology annotation, molecular function: chemokine activity; CCR chemokine receptor binding. The record is from RefSeq and is a predicted model, not a curated record. The transcript is spliced from 3 exons. Gene Ontology annotation, biological process: cellular response to tumor necrosis factor; neutrophil chemotaxis; inflammatory response. The coding region runs from base 125 to 412 and encodes 95 amino acids. Gene Ontology annotation, cellular component: extracellular region.
CCUAUGAGAAGGUGUUCUGAGAACUCCAACCCUCUCUGCUUCUUAUAAAAGGCAGGCAGAAGAGCCAGAGGAACAGAGAGCUGAGACCAACUCUGAAGCUGAAGCUACGCCUUUGCCCUCCACGAUGCAGGUCUCAGCAUCACUUCUGUGCCUGCUGCUAACAGCUGCUGCUGUCAGUAUCCAGGUGCUGGCUCAGGCAGAUAUGAAACACAUCGAAGAGACCCCUCUUGCUUGCUGUUUCACAUUCACUCGCAAUAGGAUCCCUUUGAGGCUUCUGAGAGACUAUCAGCUCACCAGUAACAUGUGUUCCCAGCAGGCUGUCAUCUUCAAAACCAGGGCAAACAGACAGAUCUGUGCUGACCCCAACCAGAUGUGGGUUCAGAAAGCCGUGAAUUACCUGAACUCUUCCUAAAGACGUGAGCUCUCCACUCACCCAGACCCAGCCUGAGGGUGAGCAGGGAUGGUUCAAUUCUGCCCCCGCCUGCCCAUCUGUACUCUGGAAUAACUGUACCACAAUUUUCAAAUAAAAGCUUUCUGAUUUGUGUUGUAAAAU